UGUUGGACGCGGGGAUUUAAUGAUGGCCGCUCGCAAGCAUCUCCGAAAACACGUGUGAUAAAACAUCAAUUAAUUCGUAUGUAAUAAUUUAUAUAUGACACAUGAAGCGUAGUUUGAAAUACAUAUUAAAAAACAAUAUGCCAGCAUGUUUUCAUCAGUAACAAUGCUUCAGCGAGCUGUGUUCGGUAAAACACCGCACAAUUUAUCUCGUUUAUUAUCUUUAAGCCGGGUAAGGAAAUUUUCCGAAUCCGUUUCCUCGAAAGAGAUUGACAAUGACAGCUUGUCAAAUACGGAAGAAUCGCAAAAUAAGUCUCCCACGAGCGACAUUGAGACUCCUACGGGUGAGGAAAAUGUUGCUCGUCUUGUAAAGGAAGCUGCUACUUACAGCGAUGCCAAGGACACGAGUUGGGCGACGAGUCCUUAUCCCGCCAACGUUCCGACCUCCGUCGAGGAGGUGGCGAAACCGAAGCUCGAACCGCUGGAGACCAGCAUUGUGCUCUUUCCAGGACAGGGCACCCUUAAAGUCGGCGAGGUGCAAAAGUACUUACGUUUCCCGCAGGCGAGAGAGUUGUUCGAAAUAGCCAACGAGGUUCUGGACUAUAAUCUACUGAAGUUGUGUCUGAACGGUCCCCAGGAGAAGCUGAAUCAGACCCGCUUCAAUCAACCAGCCACAGUGUUGACUUCGUUGGCUGCGUUGGAGCGGCUUCGCGAGGAGAGACCCAGAGUGUUUGAGACUUGCAUAGCCACCGCAGGUUACAGCUUGGGGGAACUGACUGCUCUGAUUUUCUCAGGAGCUAUAAGCUUUGAAGAUGGCGUUAGACUGGUCUCUGUCAGGGGCAACGCUAUGCAGUACGCAUCUGAAAAAUCACCGCAAGGAAUGUUGUCAGUCUAUUGCUCGCCAGAAGCUAAAUUAACGGAGGCAUGCAAGGAUGCUAAGCAGUGGGCAAUGGAUAAUGGUGUAGAGGAUCCAGUUUGCCAGGUGGCAAUAUAUGUGUAUACACAAACAAAGAUAUUGGCUGGAAAUGCUCAGGCUCUCGAAUAUAUAAAAAAAAAUGCAGAAAAAUAUAAACUUUUGAAGUUAACAAGACUACCUGUAUCAGGAGCAUUUCACACAAAACUGAUGGAACCUGCACUCAAGUCUUUCAGCAAAGUGCUUUACACAAUGGAAAUAAAUAGACCUAGGUGUCAAGUUUAUUCAAAUUACAAUGCGCAUCCUUAUAGCGAUCCAAAAAUGAUUAGGAAAUUUUUAAUGAAACAAAUUGUAUCGCCUGUGAAAUGGGAACAAUGUAUACAAUCGUUGUAUAACAGAUCCCCAGGAUCAGCAUUUCCACGAACAUUUGACGUAGGAUCAGGAGGAAGAAUGGGAACGAUCUUGAAGCUAAUUAAUGCAAAGGCGCACAGUCAUUGCAUAUCUGUUUAAAUUAAUUUCUAACUGUAAGCAUAAGAAACAAUCAAUAUACAUUAUUAUUGUGUACAUAGUUAACAAACUUUUGUUAUAGCUUCGUUUCAAUUGUGCCUCUUACAUGCAAGAAAUAAAGGAGUGAUCAGAAUUUUAUACAGA
This is a messenger RNA of Nylanderia fulva, 1561 nucleotides long. RefSeq names its product malonyl-CoA-acyl carrier protein transacylase beg (gene beg). Lineage: Eukaryota; Metazoa; Arthropoda; Insecta; Hymenoptera; Formicidae. Gene Ontology annotation, molecular function: transferase activity. The record is from RefSeq and is a predicted model, not a curated record.